This is a messenger RNA of Blepharisma stoltei, 246 nucleotides long. NCBI's taxonomy places the organism in Eukaryota, Ciliophora, Heterotrichea, Heterotrichida, Blepharismidae. The record is from the annotation of a GenBank genome assembly.
AUGAUGAAGCUUUAUAAAUUUUUGUCAAGUGAAAAUCUGACUAAUAUAGUGCAAUUAAUUAAACUUGAUAUACCGAUCACGAUGAGCAUCAGAGCUGUGGUGACUUUUACGAAAUUUCAGCUGCUGCCGUCAGGAAGUGAGAAUUUUGUUGAAAUUCCUAACUAUAGUAUUCAGUCAAGAAAAGUAGCACAAAAGACUUUGACGUGUCCUAAAAAGAGACUGUUUUUGGCGAAUCUGGUGGUCUAA